This is a messenger RNA of Camarhynchus parvulus, 984 nucleotides long. RefSeq names its product ubiquitin conjugating enzyme E2 B (gene UBE2B). The record is from RefSeq and is a predicted model, not a curated record. The transcript is spliced from 6 exons. Gene Ontology annotation, cellular component: HULC complex. Bases 83 to 541 code for a protein of 152 amino acids. Lineage: Eukaryota; Metazoa; Chordata; Aves; Passeriformes; Thraupidae. Gene Ontology annotation, biological process: proteasome-mediated ubiquitin-dependent protein catabolic process; DNA repair; protein polyubiquitination. Gene Ontology annotation, molecular function: ubiquitin conjugating enzyme activity.
GCCCCGCGCGCGGAGCCGCCAUUGCGGGUUGUUUGUGCGGGCGCGCAGCAGCGCGGGCGGGAGGCGGCGCCGCGGCUCCGCCAUGUCCACCCCGGCGCGCCGCCGCCUGAUGCGCGACUUCAAGAGAUUGCAAGAAGACCCUCCUGUGGGUGUCAGUGGUGCACCAUCUGAGAAUAACAUAAUGCAAUGGAAUGCAGUUAUAUUUGGGCCAGAAGGGACACCUUUUGAAGAUGGUACUUUUAAACUAGUAAUAGAAUUUUCUGAAGAAUAUCCAAAUAAGCCUCCAACUGUUAGGUUUUUAUCAAAAAUGUUCCAUCCAAAUGUGUAUGCAGAUGGCAGCAUAUGUUUAGAUAUUCUUCAGAACCGCUGGAGUCCAACAUACGAUGUUUCAUCUAUUUUAACUUCAAUUCAGUCUCUGCUUGAUGAACCCAAUCCAAACAGUCCAGCAAACAGUCAGGCAGCACAACUUUACCAGGAGAACAAACGUGAAUAUGAGAAAAGAGUUUCAGCUAUUGUCGAACAAAGUUGGAAUGAUUCGUAACAGCUGCUGUGUUACUCUCCAUCCUCAUAAGCAUUAUGUACAAUUUAACUCUCAAUAGAAAGGCUACCAGAAAUUUCAAGUGCCACAGUUCUAUGAAUUUGCAUAAAAACUCAUUUGCAAACAAAAUUAAGCCCUCCAGUUUAGGGGAAGCUAAAAGCUUGUGUAUCUCAAUUAACGUCCUUUUUAUUGCAUGGUAAGAACUAAGUUAUUGCUACAUAAAUUUGUAAUAUAUCCUGUUUGUAUUUUUUUUCCAAGUGUAUAAUGUUGGUGUGGAGUUUUCAUUACAGAAUAUACACAUUUUGUAAAUCUGUACUUUUUCAAAUAUUGAAUGCCUUAUUUUUGAAUUCUUUAGAUUUUUAAAUUGGAGAAAAGCACUUAAAAAAAGUUUUUAUAUAUGAAUAUUUCAUGUAAAACUGUUAAAUACAUAACCUUAGUGCAAGACA